Messenger RNA from Paramecium sonneborni, 1942 nucleotides. The record is from the annotation of a GenBank genome assembly. NCBI's taxonomy places the organism in Eukaryota, Ciliophora, Oligohymenophorea, Peniculida, Parameciidae.
AUGUCUUCCUAAGAUGAAGAAAUUCAAGAGAUGAUUAAGAGAUAUGACAAUCUUGAAAAGCAUAAUCACUAAUUGUAAACUUAAAAUUCUAAUCUGAUGGAUUACUUAUAAACAAUUUAACAAGUAUACAAUAUCAUUAUAUUCUUAAGAAUGUACAAUAACUCGAAAAAGAAAACAAUGAACUCAUUGAUUAAAUUGAUAAUUUAAAAAAUGAUUUACGAACUCAAUUUUCCUUGAGUCAAAGUUUAAGAUAAGAAAAUGAAUUCUUCGAAAAUUAAUUAUAAGAUUAUAGAAAAGAAAUGGAAUAAGGAGGUUAAUUCUACAAUAAAUUACUAGAAGAAAAUGAUCAAUAUAGAAUUCAUAUCUAACAAAAAAAUUAAUAAAUUGAAUACUUAACUUAAGAAAAUAAUAUGUAUAAGGAUUAAAUGCAAUAAUUAUAAGAGGAAAAUUAAUAAAUUACAUAAGAGUUAUCUAAUUUAUAGGAAUUACUUAAUCAAAAUGAACUUUAUCAUUAAGAUCCCAUAAAUGUCUAAAACUCCGAUUAAAAAAAAAAUAAAAAAUAAAAUAGAAGAUAAAUUAAAGAAUUAGAGAGAUUAGUAAUUAAAAGAGAAUAGGAAUUAAGUCAUUUAUAUGGUAAAAUGGAAGAUAUGAAAAAUUAUGUUACACAAAUUAAGCAUUAAUCUGAUAAAUAUGAAUAAAACUUAUAACAACUAUAUAAAGAUUAUUAAUCAAUAGAAGCAGAAAGGAAUAAAUAUGCUCAUAAAAUUGAUUAAAUGUAAAAUUAUAAUGAAAGAUACUCUAAUUUAUAAUAAUAGUUAUCAAAUUAAGAUAAACAUAAAAAUAAAGAAUUUAAUUCAUUAAAAAAUUAGUUUGAUCAAUUAUAGAUGCAUAAUUUACAAUAUUAAUAAUAAAUAUAAAGUAUUAAUGAUGAAUAUGGAAAAUUAUCUUAAUAAUGUAUAGAUUUAUAAGAAUUAAAUGAGCAAUAUAUGCAAGAAUCUUAAAUUUUAAAAGAUACUUUGAUUGAGAAAGAUCAGAAGCUAGAAAAAAUGUAAUUACAACUAUAACAACUAUAAUAGAAAGAUCUUUAAAUUUAAUAAUAAAUGAGAGAUCAAAAUUAGUAAAUUAAAGAAUUCUAAAAUAACAAAUAGGAAUUGUAAAGUUAAAUAAUUUAAUUAUAACGUGACAAUUAAUAAUUUUGUAAUUAAAUAAAUACUUUGAAAGAGUAAUCAGCUAAAGAUUCAAAGGAUCAUCUCAAUAUAUUUGAGUAAUACAAAAAGGAUAAACAAACUUUAAUAGAUAGAAUAAAGAUUCAAGAUGAAAAGUAUUCAGAUAUGGAAACUAAGUAUAAAAAUAUUGAAUUAUAUUUAAAAUAAGUUGAAGAAGAAAGAUUGUAUAGAGUUUAGGCAGAAUAGUAAAAUAUUUUAUAUUUUAGAUCUUUUGAAGAAGUUUCCUAAUAAUGUAUGUAAUUAUAAGAUUAAAAUAGAGAUCUACUUAGAUAAGUAGCUAACCUUGAAAAUGAAUUAUAAAGAAAUGAAGAAGAAUUAAAAUAGUUAAAAAAAAACAAUAAAAGGUAUUUAUAUAGAUUAAUACAAGUUCUUAGAAUUUUGAUAAAACAACUUAGUAGUUGAUUCUAAAAGAUAGAGAAAUUUUACAUCUUUAAUCAGUUGUAGAAAGAUUAGAGGGUAUGAAUAGAUAACUCUAAUAAGAAUGUGAUAGAUUAGCUGCUAAAAUUUAAUUAACUUCUCAUGAAAAUUCAUUAUUAAGUAAAACUAAUAGAGAAAUCAAUUAAAUGGGUCGUUUAAUUUUAGAAGGUUAAUAAAUAAAAGACAUGUUAGAAAAGAAAAAGUAUGAAAAACCUUUAACAAUUACUAAUAAUAAAGCACCUUAAGUUAUUUAAUAAUUAUAAUAACAUAGUAGAAGACCUUCUGUUAAAAAAUCUUGA